Mesocricetus auratus (golden hamster) is the source of this 1946-nucleotide messenger RNA. It is a transcript of the gene Vmac, whose product is annotated as vimentin type intermediate filament associated coiled-coil protein. The record is from RefSeq and is a predicted model, not a curated record. Bases 25 to 528 code for a protein of 167 amino acids. Lineage: Eukaryota; Metazoa; Chordata; Mammalia; Rodentia; Cricetidae. The transcript is spliced from 2 exons.
GGGUCUGCGCGGCGGCCGGGGAUCAUGUCUGCGCCGCCGGCUCUCCAGAUCCGGGAGGCGAACGCGCACCUGGCGGCCGUGCACCGGCGCGUGGCGGAGCUGGAGGCCCGGCUGCUGGCGGCAGAGCGCACCGUGCGCGCGCAGGCCGAGCGCCUGGCCCUCCACGACCAGCAGCUGCGCGCCGCUCUGGACGAGCUGGGCCGCGCCAAGGACCGGGAGAUUUCCACCCUGCAAAAGCAGCUCGUGAGCUCCGAGGCCGUCGUCCGCAGCCUGCAGGCGGAAGUGACCCAGAAGGAGCGGGUGAUCCAGCAGCUGCAGCCCCGGGCCGACCUGCUGCGGGACCUCACUCGCCAGCGACCACCCCUGGCCGAGCUGCUGGCUGCCCUGGAGGAGGCUGAGCGACUGGGCCCCUUGCUGGCCGGCAACCAGGGACAGCUACUUCCCGAUGGGCCAGGUCCACCCCUGGGCAACAGCAUAGAGGAGGGCCAGGACCAUCUGCAGCCUGCCGUGUUUGGGACCACGGUGUGAGCUGGCCUGGUGUUUUAGACCUCAGAAUCUGUGGCCAAGGUCCAGAGCCCUGGAUGUCACCAGUGUCCCGAAGGGGACCCUGGACAUUACUGACAUCCUAGCUAAACAUCAAAACAAGUGAAAGGCUAAGGUGUCAUCUAAAACGGUUUUCCCCCCAGUGUCUGGGGUAUCUGCUACAUUCAGUUAAUUUUAAAUAAUUUCAAAAAUAAACAAAGGCUGGGCAGUGGCUCCGUGGGCUGGAGCCCCCACCUAGCAUGCACAGGCGUGGUGGCAGACGGACACCCGCCAUCCCAGCACUAGUGAAGUAAUAGGAGUCUGACCCGUCAUCUCCCACUUAGCUCAGGCUGGCCUCUCACUUGCUGCCUGGGGCAGGUGACCUUGGGCUCUGCUGGGAUGACAGGCACCCACCUCCAGGCCCUAUCUUUGGGUUUUCUGUUUUUAUUUUUGCUGUGAGGUGGGGUCUCCCUCCAUAACCCAGGCUUUCCUGGAACCCACAGUCCUCCCAAGUGCUUCAAAUACAGGUGUGAGCCGUGCCCUGCUGUUGGGAGCCCCUCUCCUCUUAUGCCUCCUGAGCUGUCACCCCUCACGUGGUAGAGGAACCUCUUUAUUUCUCCUUCCGUUGCUUCUGUGUAAGAAGACAAAUCAUUAACCCCGGGUUGAUUUCCUUAUCCAUCCUCCCUCUGGGGAGAGCAGGCAGGCUGAGACACCUCAGCCUUUGCUCCAGGGUCUCCGCAUUGCCUGUGACCUGUGCCUCAGUGCUCUCCCUACAACACUCAGGUCUCUCUCAAAUGCCUCCUCCCAGAGGGGCCUCCUGACCAGCCUCCUGUAGUAACUCCUACAACCAGGCUGCUGCCUUCUACUGUAUUUUAUUGUUUUUUUGAGGCUUAAUCUUGUGUAGCCCAGGCUGGCCUCAAACUUUUAUGUAUCACGGGCUGGCUUAGAACUUCUGAUCCUUCUGCCUUCUGUCCACUUAAGUGCCUGCUGCAGCUGGCUAGGCCCCGCACAGCCAGGAGCCUCCCCCACAUGAUGAACCCUUGCCCUGUUCUGGGGACAGUGGUGUUUUUGUAGCAAGUGUCCCUUUUGAUACCCUAAGAGAAUCUAUUUUUUAACUCCUAGUUUCAAUGCUGUCCCCAGCCUACGACGGUGAGGGUAUGUUGCCUCACACACCCCUGUAACCAGCCGCUGGUCUGUUGAGUUUCAUGGUCCCUGUGCUCAGGGAAUUGUCCUUGAGCAGUCACCAAGCAGGAAGGUAGGAGCUGCUCCAACCAGAAGGGCCUCCAGCUGGCCAGGCCCUGGACGGUGCUGACUUCCUGUCUGGGACCCUCAGCAGAGGAGACAGGGGAGAAGGGAGUUGUUUAUACAGAGGAGGCAGGCUAGGACCUGUCCUGUCUGCACCAGAAUAAACCAGUUAUUUCUCA